AUGCCCGAGGCCGGGCCGCAAGCCACCUUCAAGGAGCUCUCGCGAGAGCGAAUUGAGGCUGGCGACUGCGGACCGACAGACAGCCAGUUUUGCUUCUUGUGGCUCAAGGCCGGUGCAGACCUGGCCGUGGAGGAAGCCACUCGUCAGCUGGCGCAGAAGUACCGCCGAGACCCCAUCAAG
This is a messenger RNA of Symbiodinium pilosum, 180 nucleotides long. Lineage: Eukaryota; Dinophyceae; Suessiales; Symbiodiniaceae. The record is from the annotation of a GenBank genome assembly.